UUCCCACCCCACAAGAGAGAUCUCCUUUGACCCAGCCCAGGCAUUCGAAACUCCAAGAUACUCUUUGGUAUAGUUCACGAGAGUGGACUGACUAUGACAAGCCGAUAGACAUGGCAGGAGUGGAAAUUGCGGGUGUUGUCCUUGGGGCGAUUCCUUUGGUGAUAGAAGGUCUGAAAGCGUACCAGAAGAGUAUCAAGAGUAUCAAGCGAUCAGUCAAGUACGAUAGCUCACUCAAAAAGCUCAUAAGAGGGGUGACGGAACAGAAGAUUUGGCUGGAGGACAACCUCGAUAAAUUGCUUCUUGCGGCGUGCAAUGCCUCGGGUAUCAACAUCUCCGUCGGGAGCGAUCACUGGUCGGAGAUUUUGACGGGGAACAGUGGGCAGGCGGUGCAAAAAUAUCUUGGGAAUACAAAGCAAGCCCAGUUCAAGGAGUUGAUGGAGGAUUUCGAGUCCACACUUCUCGAUAUCGCCAACGCGCUCCACGCCGUCCAAAGGUCUCGAAAAAAAGAGUCUUCCUUGGUGCGGCUGACCCGUAUAGAUAUAAGAAAGCUUGCUCUGUCGGAGGAUCUUGAUGGAAAACUUGUAUCGAAACGAGUCUGGUAUCUGAUUGAAGAACCCACUAUAAAAUCGCUAACCAAAGAACUCCACGAACUUAAUUCGCAAAUGAGUAGAAUCCUUACGGACAACAAGGAGCUCCAAGAACUAAAGAAUAUUCAAGUAUCGAAGAUCAUUCCGGACGAGAGAAAAGCGAGCGCUAUGGCCUCACUCCUGCGACAGGUCCGCUCCUACACUGACAGGCUCUUUGAGGCCUUCUGUAAAGCAUGGGUAUUGAGCUGCCAUCCGUCCCACAAUGUCGCACUGUUUCUUGAUACCCCAAAAUUCUCUACUACAGGCUGGCCCAGUUGCGGGAUCAGCUCCUUCAACUUCCGCACGCUGCUCAAUGAUUGGCCAAAAGACGUAAAACUAUCACCGGCGUGGCAUGAAGUGGGUGUGACUGUGAUGGAGGGCGAUAUAUCCCAGAAGAUCCACUCAAGUCCCGCUACAUCACAAAGCAGUAAUACACAAAUACCACCAUCAAUCACCGUCAGCACGCCGGGUCCUAGUAUUCCCCAAGACACGCUCGACCAGGUCAAAAACCUGUGCAUAGAACUGGAUCGCGCCAAAAGUGCGCAAAGAUCUCUUGACCUGUUCUUACGAUGCGGCCACCCGACGCUCUGUUACGAUCUGAGCACAUGUCAACAAAAACCGUCCCCAACCACCUGGGACACCAUCAGUCUAGAAGAGCUCCUCUCUUCCCAGAAACGAAUCCUCCCGCGCCAAAAAGUCCGUCUAGCCCUCAAACUAGCAGCAUCUCUCCUCCAACUCAAAACCUCGCAAUGGCUCUGUACAGCAUGGUCUAAUCGUGCCAUCUACUUCCCCAAGACAACGCUGCAAGCAGCCCACCAAACACACCGUAUCGAAAUCGAGCAACCUCUGAUCCUCUACACCUUUGAAAGCGCAGCAGCGGCCGCACAAAGCAUCCCUAACGAAGCAAAACCGCGACUCAUGUUCCUCGAGCUGGGCAUCUUACUCAUGGAGAUCUUCAACGAAGAGCCCAUUAGCACUUUUGCGCAGCGCGAACAGGGCAUCGAGCCGGCCAUGUUUCAUCCUAAGAUGCGUGAAGGUGUCGCAAGGGAUUGGUUCGACGAGACAAGCGAGCAGAUGACGGAUCAGUAUGCGAAGGUCGUCGAGACAUGUUUGAGUUUUGCAUUGGAGCGUGCUCAACCUGGGGCGCAGACGUGGGAUGAUGGGGAUUUGUGGAAGUCGGUCUGUGCAAAGAUUAUUGGUCCGUUGAAUCAGGAGUGUGGGACUUUUAGGAGUGCGUAG
Periconia digitata is the source of this 1865-nucleotide messenger RNA. The record is from the annotation of a GenBank genome assembly. Lineage: Eukaryota; Fungi; Ascomycota; Dothideomycetes; Pleosporales; Periconiaceae.